Messenger RNA from Archocentrus centrarchus (flier cichlid), 4714 nucleotides. It is a transcript of the gene ano5a, whose product is annotated as anoctamin 5a. Bases 146 to 2878 code for a protein of 910 amino acids. The transcript has 20 exons. Gene Ontology annotation, cellular component: plasma membrane. NCBI's taxonomy places the organism in Eukaryota, Metazoa, Chordata, Actinopteri, Cichliformes, Cichlidae. Gene Ontology annotation, biological process: chloride transmembrane transport. Gene Ontology annotation, molecular function: chloride channel activity; protein dimerization activity. The record is from RefSeq and is a predicted model, not a curated record.
GCUUGGCUUGCUGAGGGGGUCGCGACUGUGAAGCGCAGUGGGUCGGGUGAGACGGAACUCGCCUGACUCGGAAUAUUAUUAGUCCAGACCAGAGCGGACAGGCUCGGCUCGGCUCGGCUCGGCUUGGCUUCACGAGGGUCUCAAGAUGCGCAGAAUAACUGGAAAGGCGGGAGGAGACAGUUUAAUUGAGAUGAGCCCGACAGAUUUGAGCGAUGAUGUAAAUGGCUAUCACCACCAUGCCUCAACCAGCACAGGAUCGCUCCAGCAGGGACAAUCAGAGAUUAACAAGCAGAAAUACAGUAAGGAUUCCGUGUUCUUCCGUGACGGAGUGCGCAGGAUCGAUUUUGUCCUGUCCUAUAUUGAUGAUAAAGACGAUCAAAGAAAACAGGAGAGGAGGAGGGUGUAUGAAUCCAACUUACAGAAAUUCGGCCUGGAACUGGAGACAGAAGACAAAUCUGAGUCAGAGGAUGGAAAGACUUAUUUUGUGAAGAUCCAUGCUCCAUGGGAAGUACUGACCACAUACGCCGAUGUGUUGAAGAUCAAGGUUCCUUUCAAGGUCAACGACAUCCCAGAAAACAGCGAGAUCCCCAUGAACUGGCUGUCGACACCUUUCCGUCUGCCGGAGAAUAUCAUGCAUCCUAAGCCAGACUACUUCACAGCUUCUUUCAAUAAGAGCAAGUCUGACUUCUUCCUUAUUGAUGACAAAGAGACGUUCUUCCCCCCUUCUACUCGCAACAGGAUCGUCUUCUAUAUCCUGGCCCGCUGUUCAUACUUUAAGGAUGAAUGUGGAGAUAAAGACAAGAAGGGAAUCAAGAGGUUGCUCAACAAUGGCACCUACACUGCUGCCUUUCCCCUGCAUGAUUGUAGAUACUGGACAAGGUCAAAGGAUCCUAACUGCGAAAGUGAGAGAUACAGUCUUUACAAAUACUGGGCCAGAUUCUUUUGUUUCUUCAAAGAGCAGCCCCUCAACCUUGUAAGGAGGUAUUAUGGGGAAAAGAUAGGUAUUUAUUUUGCAUGGCUGGGUUUCUACACUGAGAUGCUGUUCUUUGCUGCUGUAGUCGGAACAAUUUGUUUUGCUUACGGAUUCCUCACCUACGAUGACAAUGAAUGGAGUAAAGAAAUAUGCAGUGAGGACAUCGGAGGUAAAAUUGUCAUGUGCCCACUUUGUGACAAAAAGUGUACCUACUGGAGACUUAACAUAACAUGCAACUCCUCAUGGCAAUCGCACCUAUUUGACAAUGUGGCCACCGUGUUCUUCGCCAUAUUCAUGGGGAUUUGGGUGACGCUGUUUCUGGAGUUCUGGAAGAGGCGGCAGGCCCGUCUGGAGUACGAGUGGGAUCUGGUUGACUUUGAGGAGGAGCAACAGCAGUUGCAGCUUCGGCCAGAGUAUGAGACCAAGUGCACCAACCGCAAGCUGAACCGCAUCACUCAGGAAAUGGAGCCUUACUUACCCAUAACAAGCAAGUGUGCACGCACAUGCCUGUCUGGAGCCACCGUCCUGUUGUGGAUCUCAUUGAUCAUUGCCUGCAUCAUUGGGGUCAUAGCAUACCGCUUGGCGGUAUAUGCAUCCUUUGCUAGCAUCAUGAAGAACAAUACUGCCACCAACCUGGAGGUGGUUGCCCCCUACGUCACCCCACAGCUGGCCACUUCUGUCACUGCCUCUUGUAUCAACUUUGUUAUCAUCAUGAUCCUCAACCUUUUGUAUGAGAGAGUGGCUGUUAAGAUCACUGACAUGGAAAUUCCAAAGACCCACCUGGAGUAUGAGAACAAACUGACAGUGAAGAUGUUCCUUUUCCAGUUUGUCAACUAUUACUCUUCCUGUUUCUACGUGGCGUUCUUUAAGGGCAAGUUUGUCGGCUAUCCUGGAAAUUAUACCUAUAUGUUUGGCAGCACAAGCAAACUGAGGAAUGAAGAGUGUGAACCUGGUGGCUGUCUGAUUGAACUGACCACUCAGCUAGUGAUAGUGAUGACUGGUAAACAGGUGUGGGGCAACAUCCAAGAAGCUUUGGUCCCGUGGCUGAUGAACUGGUGGGGCAGCAGGAAGGCACGAAGCCACCCUGAGAGUCUGUAUAGCCGUUGGGAGCAGGACUAUGACCUGCAGGGCUUUGGACAGCUUGGCCUCUUCUAUGAAUAUUUGGAAAUGGUGAUCCAGUUUGGUUUCAUCACACUGUUUGUUGCCUCCUUCCCAUUGGCACCCCUGCUGGCACUUAUCAAUAACAUCAUUGAGGUUAGAGUGGAUGCCUGGAAGCUCACGACUCAGUUCAGACGCCCCGUAGCAGCAAAAGCCCACAGCAUAGGAGCCUGGGAGGAAAUCCUUGGUGGUGUGGCCAUACUCUCUGUAGUCACAAAUGCAUUCAUUGUGGCCUUCACCUCUGAUAUGAUUCCUCGACUAGUGUACAUGUACGCCUACCGUACGCACAAUGAGCUGAAUAUGAAAGGCUACAUAAACAACAGCCUGUCGGAGUUUAACAUCUUAAAGUUCUCCACAGACGAAAAGCCUGAGGAAUAUCCAUCCUGGUUCACCAGCAACAUCACUACCUGCAGGUAUCGUGAUUACCGCUAUCCUCCAGGGCAUGAGAAGGAGUACUACCAAAAUAUGCAGUUCUGGCAUAUUUUGGCUGCCAAGCUGGCUUUCAUCAUUAUCAUGGAGCAUGUCGUGUUUAUGGUCAAGUUCUUUGUGGCCUGGAUGAUUCCUGACGUUCCAUCUGAAGUGAGGGCCCGAAUAAAGAGAGAACGCUACCUGGUCCAGGAGUACCUCCACAACUAUGAAGUGGAGAAAUUGAAGAUCCAGCUCAGCCAAAAUACCAAUGAGUGCACCUGCCAACCCAUGAUCUAUCCAUCUUUAGCCAAACAUGAGGUGCUGUCAGAGUGCCUCUAGCCCAGUGAGCUGCUGGUCAGUCAGUUGAACACAGUGACAUAGAUCUCCCUGCUUGUUUCCUGAUACUGACCACCACUUUGGUGCAAUGUCCAUGUUGCUUGUGUAGUACAUACAGACAUGUAUGAUGCUCACUAAAGGGCUGGACCUCUAGUUCUUUACUCACAGCCAUCCCUCUUCUACUAAUCUACCGAUAGUGGAAGAUCACACAGGUGGAAAGACCAAGUCUCCAUGCAUGCUGAAAGUUUGAGGCACUUGACUUUAAACGUCUGUUACAAAUUUAUGGCUUUUCACUCUCUGCGUUGUAAUUGUCUUGCCGAGGACAAUCAAAAUUUGGUUUAAGGAAAGAGAAGGUCCUAUACACUGUCAACCAGAGAGCUUACUCAUGUUCUAAACACAAAACUAUUUAUUUUUAAGUGCCACUAUGAGUAACCAAAGAUUUGAUGCCUUAAUUUGUAAAGCAUACGAUAUCAUUGGUUGUGUCAGUCAAAUGAUAACUCAUGUAAUUUUAAGGCUGAGAGUUUGCUUAUUCUUGAAUAUUUUAUACUGUAUGUGCAGUGUUCUAGUGUCACACAACAGAACUUUAUGUUGAGCUCUAUUUAUUAGUUUUUACUGUGAGCAUUGUUUAUUUCUCUGCUUCAAUAUAGCAGCACAAAUUUAACACAACAUUACCAAGUUAUGUUCCUCGCUCCACUGGCAAUUAGGAAGCCCAGACACUUCUUGCCAUAUUCUUAUUUUGGCCCGACAGUUUCUGUAGGCUGAAACCUAACAUGUGAAGUAGCUUUUUUCUUUAAAAAAAUUAUAUAUAUAUAUAUAUAUAUAUAUAUUUUAAAAAAAAAGAAGAGAAAUCUGUGCUGUGAUGAAGGACAGACUUUGUCCUGCAGUGGCCAGUUCAGCUGCAGAAGUAGCAGCUGGUGCAUGUUGACUGUUGACAGUGUGUCCUGUUCUUGGAGAUGAGAGCGAAGAGAUCCCUUUUUAAUGUGCCUGUAUUUACCAACACAACAGAGCUAAUGAAGGCCGCCCCUCACCUACUGAACUAUGUUUGCUCCAUUACACAAAGCACAUCAGCCAUCACCCACUUCUUGUGCUUCUGGCUUCCUCAGCUGUGUCCGUGUAGAGAAGAAAAGAUAUGCAUUGUUUUGUUUUUUGUUUUAUUUUGCACAAAGCACUUAAUUGAAACAUGACUGCCGAGUCACAAUCAUGUCAAACUAAAUCUUGUGACACUAGGUAAUCACAUACAGUGUUUGGAAGCAGCAGUGUGUGCUAGUAACUGUUCCUUUAAGUGGAACAAGAGUUAUGCUGUAAGUAAGGAGCUCCCAGCUCUGUUAAAUGUUAAUAAGAAGAUUAGAUGUGUUUUUUCUUUUGAGAUGAUAUGAAGGACAUUUCACAUUUAUAAAGUUAUAUAGAAACAUAUGAGAAAUAGCUGUUAUUCAUAUAAAAAUGUAUUUGAAUUUUGUAGUUCACUGGUUGUGCUGUAGAUUCUGACAAAUCUGUUUGAGGUGUAUGUACAUGUGACACCUCUCUGUUCCAGUUUGCCUUACUUAUGACAUCUUCUCAGCUGAACCAGUACCUCUUAAUGCCUUCAUGUAUCUAGUACUUUCCUUUUUGUGUAAUUUCCUUGCAUUUCUCUUUCAAGCUCACUUUUCCCAUAUUCAACUUGUUUUGCAAUAGUAGUUAAAAUGUUUGUGCUUGCAGAAAAGGGUGAACCUGUUUACUGUAUGCUUAUAGUUACAUUUAUUUUGUUUUGUUUUUUUUUUCAUUUUGUUCUGUCAUUUUUGUUAUCCAAAUAUGUCAUGUAACAAAAAAGAAUCACCUAAAUAAAGUACUAGUUAAACUUGG